Molecule: messenger RNA, 750 nt
Organism: Phytophthora nicotianae INRA-310
Lineage: Eukaryota; Oomycota; Peronosporomycetes; Peronosporales; Peronosporaceae
Exons: 1
Coding region: 1-750 (249 amino acids)
Source: RefSeq, a predicted model, not a curated record
AUGUACGCGCGCCAAACGCUUAACACCCGCGGCCACCUCGUUCUCUACCGGGCUGUCCCGGAUGACAUCACCAACGACUUACGCACGCUGGCCCGUGACAGCACGACGUUGUGGAUCCAUGACACCUGGAACAACGUCGACUUCGACGACAACCGUUUCCAAGCGUUUGUCCCUGAUUCUACGGCCCGUGCUUUGACGGUCGACCUCGAGCGUCACUACCGCACGUUCUUUGAUGAAGGAUCCGCCAGCGAAUGGCACUUCUUAAAGACGGUGGCUGGGGCCGAUGACCAACUCGUUCGACGCGAGUUCGCCCCACGGAUCUCCGGUGAAGAGAGCAUGGACGUCACCUCUGUUCCGGGCUCCAUGUAUCUGGCCCUUGAAGACAACACCUUCUUCUAUGCGUUCGGCUGGAACAACCACAUCGCAAUGCUGUCAAACCGACACCUGAUUCGACUCAAGCAAGGUGACAUAGUGCUUUUUCGCGGCGAUUGCAUGUAUGCGAGAGUGGGGUACGCAGGGAACAAUGUAUGCGUCCACGGGUUCAUCGACACCCCACAGUAUGCGCGCCCCAAGUACCAACCUCCCAAUAUUGUGCCAGUAAUGGACGAUACGCGCCUUGUUGACGACUGUUUUUGCUUUGCGUUCAACUGCCCGUUCCGCGCAAGCAGUCCAAACUCGUUGCGCAAGCACCUGAACCGCUUCCACGGCUUCUACUUUAGGAGCACUGGUGGUCGCGCUGCAGCGCCAUAG